UCACCAUUUUCUAAAAUCUUCAAUAUUUUGGAUCUGUGAUCUCUCUUCGUUCCUCAAAACUAAACUGAAUUCAUUCAUUUGAGUCUUUGAUCAUGUCUGGUAUGUGUUGUGGAGUUGUUGGUGAAUCUGAGAAGAAGAUAUCAACGCCUGUUGAACCGAAAACAUCGAGAAGAAGGAGAUUGGAAGUUCCUCCUUUGAAAUUCUUAGCUACCGAUUCUACUCCUGUUGUUACGAAUGAGAAUUUCAGGAAAAAGCAGAAAUUGAAUGAGAAUUCGAAUUCGGCGAGGUAUGGCAUGACUUCUGUUUGUGGAAGAAGGAGAGAUAUGGAAGAUGAAGUAGCAGUUCAUCCUUCUUUUUCAAAACGUGGACAUUUUUUCGGUGUUUACGAUGGCCAUGGAUGCUCGCAUGUGAGUUCAAAGUGCAAGGAACGAUUCCAUGAAAUAGUGAAAGAUGCAAUCGAAGAUAGCGAUGAAGGAUCAUGGAAAGAAGUAAUGGAAAAUUGUUACUCGCUUAUGGAUAAGGAGGUUGGAGAAUGUUUCUCCACAAGUUCAGAUUCAUCAAGAUCCAACUGUAGAUGCGAACUCCAGACGCCACGAUGCGAUGCUGUUGGAUCUACAGCAGUUAUUUCUCUCGUUACACCUGAUAAACUCAUCGUCUCUAACUGCGGCGAUUCUAGAGCAGUCCUUUGCCGUAACGGUAUCGCAAUUCCGCUUUCUUCUGAUCAUAAACCUGAUCGUCCAGAUGAGCUGAACCGAAUCGAGAGCGCCGGCGGACGUGUUAUAUACUGGGAUGGAGCUAGAGUUCUUGGCGUUUUAGCAAUGUCAAGAGCGAUAGGUGAUAGUUAUCUGAAACCAUUUGUGAUAUCGGAUCCGGAAGUAACGAUUACAGAUCGUAAUUCGGAAGAUGAAUGUUUGAUUCUAGCUAGCGAUGGUUUAUGGGAUGUUAUUUCAAAUGAAACGGCUUGUAGCGUCGCCAGAAUGUGUCUCCGGUCGUCGAAACCGUCUUCUCCGGCGGGUAGUGCCGGCGAGGGCGAGAGAUCUGAUAAGGCGUGUACGGAUGCUUCGAUCUUGUUGACUAAGCUUGCAUUAGCGAGACGUAGUAUGGAUAAUGUGAGUGUCGUCGUUGUUGAUCUCCGGCGAGAAUAGUAACGGCGGCGGCGGCGAUAACCGGAAUAAAAAUAUCUUUGUUUUUUUUUAAUGAUUUUAAUUUAAUGGUCUAGUACAGUUUAAUGUAUCUUCUAAUGUUACGGGCAGAAGAAGCUUAAGACCCGACCCAACCCAACCCGUGUUCCUCCUUUACAAGUAAAAGUGGGGAAUAGAACCUACUCUGUCUGUUCUUAAAAAAAUUGAACUGAUAAGAAAAGUUUAUUAUAUA
Molecule: messenger RNA, 1374 nt
Organism: Impatiens glandulifera
Lineage: Eukaryota; Viridiplantae; Streptophyta; Magnoliopsida; Ericales; Balsaminaceae
Product: protein phosphatase 2C 37-like
Exons: 2
Coding region: 93-1145 (350 amino acids)
Biological process (GO): protein dephosphorylation
Cellular component (GO): nucleus; cytosol
Molecular function (GO): cation binding; protein serine/threonine phosphatase activity
Source: RefSeq, a predicted model, not a curated record